AUGCAGUACAAGCUCCUGCAUCUUCUGCUCAUUACCGCAAUCGCUGGCGACAAAAACGUGGCCGACAUCAACAAACUCAAGGAAAACUGGAGCAAGUUCGUCCAGAACACGCUGGCCCCGAACACCACCUGCUACAAGACGGCGGCUGACUACGGCAUCCUCAAGGUGAAGACCGACGACCCCAAGUGUGACCUGACGGCGAAGAACGCCGAGAGGAAGCUGUGCAUUAAGCUGAAGGCCGGGGCCGGCGCGUGCAAGGCGCGAGCCGUGGGCGGGGAAGUAACCAUCACGCUCACGGAUGUUACCCAGUUCUGCGCUGACGCCACCACCGCUCUGCACAUGCUGCUGCACAGCACGAGCACGCGGCUGGGUCACGGGGCCACGCUGCCCCAGGCAGCGCGCGCGCCGCGUCACACGUUCCUCGACCCGCUGCUGCGAGUGCCUUCGGAUGACGCCAGCAGCGCUGAUUGGCGCUCGGAGUCUGGCGCCGAUCGCGCCACGCCGUCCGCAGACGAUGAUUGGCCAAAUCUUGCUGUCGGCGGCCGGCUAUUGGUCGACACGCUGUUCCACCCCAGUAGGCUCGGCUAUCGCCUGCUGGUGACUGCUGCCGACCCGCGAUACCAGGCCGAUCUGCAGGUGCAGUGGAUGGGCGAGCCCGACCUCAGCCACGUGACCCUCACGAAGGCCGACUCACUGCUUCUCGACCAGACUGCGUGCCGUAAGCACCGCACCGACUGCAAAGUCCGCUGCCGCGGCCACCUCGACUCGGCCUGCCACUGCGUGCAGGACUCGCAGCCGACGCUUCCCUGCAUGCGCGCCACGCCCACCUCCGACGCCUGCGACCCGGCCUCUGGUGACCGUGACCUCUGCCCCUACCGCGUCACGAUGGGCGCCGACCUCCACGGGCAGCUGGGGCCGGACUGCGCGCACGUGACUGCCGUGGUGAAUGAGCUGCAGGGCGCGCACCCUGCUGUGCGGAGGUACCUCGAGGCGCCGCGGUACCCCUGGCGGUACCUGAUGGUGACCGUGCUGGCGUGCACCGGGCGCAGCGGUCGCCUGACGGAUGUGGUGGUCGGCUUCCCGGACGAGUACCGCCGCGAGCUGCGCGACGGCCGACUGCCUCACGACAGAGAGGUGCUGUGUCAGAUCCUACGCGUCUACAUCACCAACGCCGCCUCGCUCCAGGUGCUGUGUCAGAUCCUGCGCGUCUUCACCACGCCGCUGCUCCAGUGCCAGAUCUGCAUCUACAUCACCAACGCCGCCUCGCUCCAGGUGCUGUGUCAGAUCCUACGCGUCUACAUCACCAACGCCGCCUCGCUCCAGGUGCUGUGUCAGAUCCUGCACGUCUACAUCACAAACGCCGCCUCGCUCCAGGUGCUGUGUCAGACCCUACGCGUCUACAUCACAAACGCCGCCUCGCUCCAGGUGCUGUGUCAGAUCCUGCGCGUCUACAUCAAACGCCGCCUCGCCCCAGGUGCUGUGUCAGAUCCUGCGCGUCUACAUCACAACGCCGCCUCGCUCCAGGUGCUGUGUCGGAUCCUGCGCGUCUACAUCACAAACGCCGCCUCGCUCCAGGUGCUGUGUCAGAUCCUGCGCGUCUACAUCACCAACGCCGAGUCGCAGCUGACGGCAGAGCCCCUGACGCUGGGCAAGUGUGUGGUGGAGGUGUCCGGGAAGAACGUUUCGGAGAAGAAUGACAGUGACGUCACCACGACGAAGGCGCCGUUCAACUUCUCACAGGGCGCCGCAAUGCUGAGCACGAACCGUUUACGCGUCGCAUCCACGGGCUCGGUACUGGGCCUGCUGCUGCUGCUGGCCCUGUUCGUCUACUGCAUGUGCCUACGCACGGCGCCCAGCGCCUGGGAAUCGGAGAGCUCGUGGUCGGAGAGCCCUAAGAGCUGGACGACCAGCAGCACCAGCAGCUGGACCAGCACGCCUGUCUCCAGCGACGACCUCUACAGCUCUGAGAGCUUCGACUUCGAGCGCGACGCGCACCUCGUGGGCGACAGGAAAACGCUCGAAUACAUGCGCGGCGUGCAGGAGGCGGCAGCGCGGCGGCGGCGCGCGGCGCGCCCCGAAUCGCCAGUCGACUGAGCGUUGUGGACCGGCAAAGAUGCGGUCUGCGAAGACGCGGUCCGGGGAGACGUCGUCCGGGUGGAUGCUAUUCGAGGAAGCUCAGUCCGGGAAGAUGUGGUGUGGGGAGAUGUAGUCCGAGAAUAUGUGGCCCGGUGACAUGUGAUCCGUGGAAGUGUGGGUUGGGGAAACGUGGCCUGGGUAGAUGUGGUCUGAGGCUGUA
Pollicipes pollicipes is the source of this 2296-nucleotide messenger RNA. RefSeq lists its product as uncharacterized. The transcript has 6 exons. Lineage: Eukaryota; Metazoa; Arthropoda; Thecostraca; Pollicipedomorpha; Pollicipedidae. Bases 1 to 2094 code for a protein of 697 amino acids. The record is from RefSeq and is a predicted model, not a curated record.